UGACGGGUAAACGAAAACCUGGUGAUGAUUCUGAUGAUUCUAUGAGUGAAAGCAAAAGCCCACCAAGUUCCCCCAGAAUUAACAACCAUACACAUGAAAUGGACAUAACAGUUAAGAGGGCUAAGCUCAGCAACGAAAAAGUGUUUCCUCUGAGCAAACUGUUGGGGACUCUUGACAAACCGCAGUUGUUGUCACUAAUAAACAACCUUAUGGAUGCGCACCCUAACCUACAGUCAGAAAUCGCUUCCCACAUCCCUCGACCAACUAUUCAAUCGGUUACACAUAUUUUGGCGGGGAUGGAGAAAAAGUAUCAGGAUAGUUUUCCAUACACCAAAUGGGGGCAGUCUAAAGAUGAUUAUAGUUUCAAUCGAGUGAAACCGGCGAUCGUGGAAUUAACGGAUGCUAUUUUGGACUAUGCAGACCAUUUUACAUCCCCAGAGGAAUUUCCAACCAGCACGUUCUCCUUCCUUCAUCUUGCCACUGGCGUUACGAACCGAUUGCCAGAGUGGGACAAUAGCUUGCAUAACGAACUCAAACGUGAUAUCUAUCUGAAACUGGUCGACUAUUGGAAGAAAGCUAUUAAUGAUGCUUCAAGUAAACUCCAUGAGGGCAAAAUAUAUGGACAAACGGUUGUCAACGAAUGGGCAAGAAACACAACCGAGAAUCUAGUGGCAUAUUUCAACAAGUACUUGAGGAAUUUGUUGAGAAACUUGGUGGCAUCAUUGGACUUCAAAAAGUGGGAUCCAACGUAA
Acaulospora colombiana is the source of this 752-nucleotide messenger RNA. The record is from the annotation of a GenBank genome assembly. NCBI's taxonomy places the organism in Eukaryota, Fungi, Glomeromycota, Glomeromycetes, Diversisporales, Acaulosporaceae.